AUGCUAUUUAAUAGCUAUACUUCUAUACUAAGUCUCUCUAUUGCUAGGGAAAGUAUAAUAACUCUCUUCGAUCUAGUUCUUAACGCUAGUUCAGCAGCCUGCCUCCCUGUAAUUAAUGCUACUAUUGUUCGGGUGUAUAGUAUCUUUUUCUCCAAGAAGAAUAAAGAACUCUUAGAUCAGUCUAUUAAUAAAUAUAUCGCGCUCUUAGAUCCUUAUAUUAGUAAAGUGACUAAGAAAUUUCUCGAAGUCGGCUAUUAUACCGGGAUUUCCCUAUAUUAUUCCCUCUUGGGCUACGGAGUGGAAAUAAAUUUUAUUAUAAGAGAGAUCUCGCCACUAUCUGAAGAGGGUGAUACUAUAGGCUCUAUUAGUACUAGCAGCGUUACUGGCGCUAACGAGGUUGUCCUUAACGAGAUGUUCCCCAAGGUAUGCGAUUUCGCGAUGAAAAUCUAUAAAAUAGUUGCUAAACGUUUUAGAGACCUAAACAUACUGCCCUUUAUUUAUACUUUCCUAGCCUUUAUGUGGCAUAUGAGCAAAUUCCCUGCUGCUAUAGAGUAA
This is a messenger RNA of Clonostachys solani, 555 nucleotides long. The record is from the annotation of a GenBank genome assembly. Lineage: Eukaryota; Fungi; Ascomycota; Sordariomycetes; Hypocreales; Bionectriaceae.